GCUUGUGCGCUUCCCGUGGUAUAAAGAGCCAGUUCUGGUGAUUCCCCGAGCAGCCGAGGAGAAGCCGCAACAAGUGCUCGGAAGGUUCUCCGCAAGUCAUCCCUCUGAGCAGCAGUCUGGAGGGCUGGUGGAGAUCCCCAUGUCAGAACAAAAGCACCUGGAGGAUGCCGAGGUCUCGAAGAUAAGCUUUAGUAUGCCCGUCAGCGAGGAGAAGCUGUCCUCUGUACAGCACUGCAUUCUCUCCCCACCCAAGUCACCCGCUUACGCCAUCAUGAGCCGCUUGCCCGAGCAGCCAUCCCCCUUACUAAGUCCGGAUGCAGGGAGCCGGAGCAGCUGUAGCAGCGUGUCCCUGGAUAAAUGCAGUACGCCGGGCUCACGUUCCCGCACCCCUUUAACGGCUGCACAACAGAAGUACAAGAAGGGAGACGUCGUUUGCACCCCGAACGGUAUCCGUAAGAAGUUCAAUGGGAAGCAGUGGAGGCGGCUGUGCUCACGGGAUAGCUGCAUGAAGGAGUCCCAGCGUCGAGGAUACUGUUCCCGGCAUCUGUCCAUGAGGACGAAGGAGAUGGAGAACCUGUCCGAGGGCCGGGGCGGCCGGGAGGGGAGUGCAGAGUUUGACUGGGAUGACACCUCACGGGACAGUGAAGUCAGCAGCAUACGCACCGACUCUCGCCCCCGCCUGGUGGCUGCUGCGGACCUCUCUCGCUUUGACUUUGAUGAGUGUGAAGCUGCAAAUAUGUUAGUGUCUCUGGGAAGCUCCCGUUCCGGAACGCCAUCCUUCUCACCUGUCUCCAACCAGUCUCCGUUCUCCCCAACGCCGUCUCCUUCACCUUCUCCACUCUUCGGCUUCAGGCCAGCCAACUUCAGUCCCAUAAAUGCUUCCCCUGUCAUCCAGCGAGCGGCUCGCAGUCGUCAUGUAAGCGCAAGCACCCCCAAGGGGCAAGCAGUAUUGACCCCGGAGAUGCUGCACCACUCGCACCACCGAGAGAGGCAGCCGGCUGGUAUCCUGCCCUCCUUCCAGACAAACCUUACCUUCACUGUGCCCAUGAGCCCCAGCAAGAGGAAGCCAGAUUCCCACCACAGCAGUGUCAGCUCAGCCGCCGACUUCCAGAAGACUGAUAGCAUGGACUCCGGGGUGGACUCUGUCUCUCACACCCCAACACCAUCCACACCUGCCGGAUUUCGAUCUGGCUCACCCGCCAUCUUUUCCCGAUCCCAGCAAGCCUCUCCAUCUUUGCUUCUGUCCCCCCCUGCUGGCCUGACCUCUGACCCUAGCCCUACUGUCCGCAGGGUCCCAGCUGUGCAGAGAGACUCUCCUGUCAUUGUGCGUAACCCGGAUGUCCCUCUACCCUCAAAGUUUGUGGAAAAGCCGUCUGAUGGGGGACCUCGAGGUGUUGGUGGAGCGGUGACAGGAGGCAGCAGUCCCAGGCGUCUGGUUAAAGUAUGCUCCAAGGAGCAUCCUUCUAAGACUCCGCUCCAGAUACCAGUACCCAUCAAUGCUACCCAGAUACAGAAUGUGGCACGGUCAUUGCCGUCUGGUCAAGCCAGCGCUGGAGAGUCAUCCCCCUGCACGUCCUCUGGUCUAUCAGAUCACCCUCCAGCCGCCUUCAGUGUCUCCUCACCAUUCCAGCCGCUCGCCUUCCAUCCAUCUCCUGCCGCUUUGCUGCCAGUUAUCGUGCCCAGUGACUACAGCAGCCACCCUGCUCCGAAGAAAGAGAUCAUCAUGGGACGGCCGGGCACAGUCUGGACCAACGUGGAGCCGCGCUCUGUCGCCGUCUUUCCCUGGCAUUCUCUGGUCCCGUUUUUGGCUCCGAGCCAACCAGACUCUUCCGUCCAGCCCACGGAGGGGCAGCAGCCCGCCAGUCACCCUGGUGCCACCAGCCAAAGCAAAGAGCCCCCCGAAUCGGCCUCAGUGGCAAAUGAGGUGGUGCCCGUGCCAAGCGGUGAAGAUGAGCGAUGCGGAGUUACCCUGACCGACACUGUGCCCCAGCUGCCCAAUGAGGAGCCUGCAAGACAGUCCCAGCACCAGGAGGGCACCACACAAGUUCCUACAGGGGAGCGGAGGGCAGAUAGUGAGACCGAGAGCGACCACGAUGACCCGUUCUUCACUAUCGGACCCUCUGAGAUGCCGCUGCAGGUGCAUUCUGGGAAACGCAGGACCCAGUCUCUCAGUGCCCUCCCCAAGGACAGAGACUCCUCCUCCGAGAAGGAUGGGCGGAGCCCUAACAAGAGGGAGAAGGAUCACAUUCGCCGUCCCAUGAACGCCUUUAUGAUAUUCAGUAAACGUCACCGGGCCCUGGUGCAUCAGCGUCACCCCAAUCAGGACAACCGCACCGUCAGCAAGAUCCUGGGCGAGUGGUGGUACGCGCUGGGCACCAAGGAGAAGCAGAAGUAUCAUGACCUGGCCUUCCAGGUGAAAGAAGCACAUUUCAAGGCGCACCCCGACUGGAAGUGGUGUAACAAAGACCGCAAGAAGUCCAGCUCGGAUGUGAAGCAGGUGAUGCCCGGUCCCUGGGGGGUGCCCAAAGAGAUGAGGGAGAGGAGCAUGUCUGAGACUGGCACCACAGCCGCCACGGGAGUUUCCUCAGAUAUGGCCCCGUCCGGUCUGCUGCUGGAAGCCAAGCACGGGGCCCCCUCAUCCAGUAUGGCACCCGGAGAUCGCCUGCCCGUGUCCUCUACAUCCGCAGCCCAGCUCCCUCGUCCCCGGGCGUUCUCCCACAGCGCUGUGCAGAGCAUCGAGCACCGGGAGGAUAGCCAAGCCCUGCAGGAGCUCAAGCAGAUGUGCUCAAGUCGUUCUCCAUAUUCCAAUCAGAAGGCGGCAUUCGGCGGUCCGGAGCCCCCGGCAUUCCCAAUGCCCACCCACAGUGAGAGUUCCGCUUGCCCGACGUCCCGCGCCUGUCCGAGCCUUCCGGGACCCUACCGCCCUCCACGCACCGCCAGCGAGGACAUGACCAGCGACGAGGAGAGGAUGGUCAUCUGUGAGGAAGAGGGGGACGACGAUGUCAUCGAUGACGGAUUCGGCUGUGCGGACAUAGACCUGAAGUGUAAGGAGCGCGUCACGGACAGCGACAGCGAGGGGGCGUCCGGAGACGAGGCGGAAGGCAAGGGGGCACCACAAGGGGUCUUCUCGCCCGUUAUUCGCUCCUCCUCCCUUUCUGGGAACUUUCCUCUUUCCUCUGAAGACUUGAAAUCUGAACGACCCGUGAAUAUGGUUCAGUCGCCCAAGCCCAGCGACCACCCUCAAGCGGCCUUCCCCCGCGGGUAUCCUCCGCUUCCUCCAGCCAAACCUCCUCCUCGUCAGCCCAGCCAGCACCAAGCUAAAAGGCCGCCCGAAGUGCGCUUCACUAUGGUGGACCCUGCCGCCAGCUACAAGAGGAAGCGCGGCUCCGAGAGUGGGGGCCAGAAGGUGGCAGCAGAGGCGGCCCCUCCUGUAAGUCAGUACCCCGCUCAGUCCGUCAUCUCCUCCAGUGCCCCCCAGACUCUUGUUUUUCCCAGUAUAUCUUCACCCAACCCCUUGAGCACUGUGUAUUCAAUACCCAGACCCUAUGACGUGCAUCGGGGGGCCCCAGAGAGCCGCUCUGUUGUACCCACAGUAGGGACUGUGCUUGUGUCGGGGCCACAAGGGAUUGGUGUCCUUCCCCCGGGCUUCAGGCCGGCUUCUACAGUGGUGACUAAUGUGGUGAAACCAGUCAGCAGCACACCGGUGCCCAUCGCCAGCAAGCCGGUGCCGAUGAGCCGGGGCGGCAGCAGCAGCGACUUGUAUGACGGGCGAAUACCUGGCUCCCCCGUGGGCAUUGGCGUGGUGUAUGCCCAUGACAGGAAACCAGUGCAGCAGCUGACAUCUCCAGCAUCUUCCCCACUACCACACGGAAAACCAGCUGGUGGGCUAGUGACCAACCUCCUAGUCGGGGCGCCCAGCUAUGGACAGCCUGCGCCCACUUCUGGAAACGGUACCGGGACUGCUCCAGUCACAGCCCUGCAGUUCAUUACCCAGAACCCUGCAGGUAGCCCUAAUGGGGCCGUGCCUCUGGGGAUCCUUCAGCCGCAGCAGCUGCUUCCUGCAGCGUCGGGCAAGCGGGGAGGCAUCACCCAGGUGCAGUAUAUUCUGCCCACAAUACCACAGCAGCUGCCAGGGGGCAUCCAGUUCACUCUUCCACCUGGAAAUGCAAAGGUGAUCGCCACACCUCAAGGCGUUCCUAUGGUCCAGCCUGGCCCCGCUGCCAGCCCCUCGCUGGGUAUUGUGUCGGCAGCUGGUAGAGCCCAGUCUCUGUCUCCAGCCCCGUCACCGGGGAGUUGUGCCCAGCUGCUGCCCGGCCCAGGAAUCCUGUCGCCCAGUGCUCCAAUGCAGGGCAAGAUGCUGGUUCCUGUGAGCGCCCCCCAUGUGACAGUGCGGACAGGCCCCGCAGCACAACUGCCCCUCGUCACCUCUCCGUUCCCCGUGCAGAACGGUGCCCAACCCCCCAAUAAGAUUAUUCAGAUCACUCCGAUGCCCAUGGUGCAGCCGCCCGCUCCAGCCCAGAGUGCCUUAGUGCCCCCUGUUAAUCAAACACUCCAGAGCGCUAUUCCUGUCACCAUGGCGACUGUUGUGGCGGCAACUUCUCAACCGCAGAAAGUGAUUUUGCCGUCUACUCGGAUCACGUACGUGCCCUCUGCGGCCGGCCCCACGCUUCCUCUGGUGACCACCAGCUCGUACUCCCAUGCUGCUAUGCCGGGCCCUUGUGUACAGACGACACUUGCGGCGGGCUCAAUGGCUCUCGGCUUCACCACCAUAAGUCCAAGUGGUCAGACCAUCGUGCAGCCGCUGCUGGCAGGACAAAGCCAGAUCCUUGCCCCGGGGCAGGUAGGUGUGACUCCGGCCUCCACGCCUCCUGUGCCCCCCAGCAGCAGUAGCCAGGUCCUUACGGCGAUAUACCCCUCAGUCGGCUCCAGCACCCUGGCCAUGCCGGCUGCUCCUUCAGCACAGAACCUGGUGUACACUGUGGCAAGCACAGGCGUGGUGCCCACCGCACCCGCCACCAUACUGCCUAAAGCCGUCACCUCUCCACCGACUCUCAGCGCACCACCAGCACCAUCCACCGGGGGGAGCGCCUCACACGUCACAACGGUCACAGCCUCCUCGGUUACGUUCAGUCUAGUGGCCCCCAAGCCUCAACGAACCCUCCCGAAGCCCCCCCAGAAAGUGAAGGCCACAAUCGCCAAUAUCCCAGUGGGAUCGUAUGAGGCCACGUCUCCUUCCCCCUGUGUGCGCGCCAUUUCCCGGCCUGCGCCCCCGCCGCCUCGUGAGGAGACCCCCGAAUCAAAAUACACAUCAGAGUCUCGAGGGACACCGAUUGUCCGAGAUGCUACUACAGAACCAUCAUCCGCCUCAUCGAGCGCCUUUCCUUCCGCUCCGCCCCGAGAUCUGGCUCCAGGGAAGCCGAGGUUGUCUGCUCCAGAGGAGCGAUCAUCACGAGACGCGUGGGCAAAAAGUGUCGGGGAGGAGAAGUCUGUGGGGUCCCCUCUACAGGGUGGAGCCUCCGAGGUGAAGAGGGAACCUCCGCCGUCACCUACUGUCAAGAAGGAGUCAGUGUUUCCUCCAGAAUGGAAAGUCGCCGUGUCGGAGAGCCGCCCAGACACUGCUGCCGCGUCUGCCCAUCCCCCACCCUCAUCCCCGGUGCCAUCCACUGCCUCGGCUAGUGUUAGUGGGUCUCCAGGAGAGGCGGGCCGAUCGGCGGGACCCCCCUCUGAGGUUCCCGGACCUGUGAAGAAGCCCAAGCUGCGUCCUCCGCCCCUGAAGAAGACGUUUGAGCACGUUGACAGGGUCCUGUCGGAGGUGGACUUUGAGGAACGAUUUGCGGAGCUUCCGGAGUUCAAGCCUGAGGAGGUGCUGCCGUCACCCACCCUUCAGUCCCUCGCCACCUCGCCCCGAGCUAUCCUGGGCUCGUAUCGCAAGAAACGUAAGAAUUCUACUGAUUUAGACUCCUCCACUGAGGACCCCAUUUCUCCCAAGAGGAAGAUGCGUCGACGUUCCAGCUGCAGCUCCGAACCCAACACCCCCAAAAGUGCCAAAUGUGAGGGCGACAUCUUCACAUUUGAUCGGACAGGGUCGGAGGCAGACGACAUGUUGGCGGAGCUGGAGUAUGAUAAGGUCCCCUACUCGUCACUGCGCCGGACCCUCGACCAGCGGCGAGCCCUAGUCAUGCAGCUCUUCCAGGAGCACGGGUUCUUUCCAUCUUCUCAGUCCACUGCUGCCUUCCAGUCCCGCUUCUCGGACAUCUUCCCCACCAAGGUUUGUCUCCAGCUGAAGAUUCGGGAGGUGAGGCAGAAGAUCAUGCAGGCCGCUACCCCCACGGAACACCCCGCCUUCCCGGAGCACUCGUCCCCCAGCACGUCGGAGACUGGACCUUCUGAAAUGCAGCCCCCACCACAGGAUCAUGCACUGCGGUCCGGCGAGCCCCCCGACGCCACUUGGGAGGGAGGGCAAGAACCUCCUGAUCCCUCCAGCAGCAGAUGAGUGCGCCAGGCCCCCACUGAACUCUGAAGACUGGGGGAGGGGGGGGUUAUCCGCUUCCUCCUGUACCCGCAUCAGACUUUGCCCCCUCGUGCACAGACAAUCGGCAGAACGCCCAUCCAUGGCACUUCUCAAUGACAUUGGCACGUGGACUGGCCCUGGGAGGGCCCCUGUACAUUAGUGUGUAGCAUAGGGGUUUGGGGAUGCGGAGCGCCGACUCGUGAUGUAGCAGAGUGCACUGUGCGCUGGGUCAGCAGUGUGUUCAGGUCAAGGAUUUGCAGAGAUGAAUUCUGGGCAGAGGCGGUCCAGCACACGUGGACACCCGUGCCGCAAUUUGGGGGGGGGGCGACAAAAUGCUAUUUUCUUAUGACACUUUAGUGGAAUGAAGCAGCUGUGCUCCGGGAGCUGCCGAAAUCCGAGUAUAUUCUAUAUAAUUCUAUAUAUAGACCUUUAUAUGCAAGAGGAGAGAUGCUGAGCGCCGCCGGCUGUAUCCACACACACGAUAGAUACAUAUAUAUACACUAUGUGUAUGUCUGUAUUGUACCCGUGUGUGAAUAUAGUGGGGCGGGCUGGAAGGACUCGUCCGGGGGCACGCACAGGAGAACCCCGCUGUAUAUAGCUUUGUUUUCUCUUCUAGUCAGUAUACAGAUUUUACUGUAUAUAAGAGUAUACGCCCUUGGUACGCCAGGACGCACAUGUGUACCGAGCGCCGUAUACUCGCCUUGCACACGUCUGCUAUAGUCAUAGAGGGUCUGUCUGUGCUGUUCUUAUAGCAAGGGUUAAAGGGGCUCUCCGACCAUUAAAUAUUCAAAGCUGAAGAGAUUUGACAUUUGUAUCGUGUAGUACGGCGCCCCCUGGGAAGGAGCGGGGGGACGUGAGGCCUUAUUCACACAGUCGGCGGUUCUCAUCCGAAGCUGUGAAUGAGGCCUCCGACACCAGUGCGUCCGGAUCCAAAGCGUGUAGUGAACGCGCAGCCCCCGGACGCAUCCUGACCAUUCAGUCCCGUGUGUCUGUGCCCACGAGCGCCGGUUUUCCCGCAUCAUUUCUGCAUUUUAUAUUGUGCGUUUUUCACUCAGCUCCGGCCCCGUAGAAGAGAAUGGGAUGCGAUGCACUUUUCACUGAUGCUCGGAGAUGCUGAGGGUUGUUGUUCCGAUUUUCUUCACACGUGUGAAAAACACAAUCCGGAUGGAAGAAACGUACACGCUGAACAUAAUCGCAGAACAGUCAGAUCCUAAGGCCUCAUGCACACAACCGUAUGUAUUUUGCGGAACGGAACAGCCGGCCCCUAAUAGAACAGUCCUAUCCCUGUCCGUAAUGCAGACAAUAAUAGGACAUGUUCUAUUGCGAAACGGACAUAAGGAAUGCAUGCAGAGUACCUUCCGUUUUUUUUUUGCGGACCCUUUGAAAUGAAUGGUUCUGUAUACAGUCCGCAAAAAAAAACGGCGUUGGUGUGCAUGGGCCCUGACAGUCCGUAUGGCUGACUAGAUUGUCAGCUGCCGGAGGGGGGAGGAGACCGAUUCUGUUUAGAGCUGGCCCCUAGCGUCACAAAGGUGCAAACAUUGAUGAGAAAGGUAUUCUUUUUUGCUAAAACCGCGGCAGAUUGCUUUAUAAUAGCGAUUAACAGCGUUUCUGUACGGAGACGGUCCCGGGGCGACCCCUGUACCCAGACCAGAAUCACGGAGUCUGUAUAGCAGUGCAGCAGUCUUGGGAGGAUAUAUGUAUACAGAUGUACGGGCGGACCGUCGCCAUGGUGACAGGAGAGCGGCGCUGUAUACGUGCGGGGGGAGUUUUUUUUUAAACUGAUUGCUUUUCCUGUAUGUCCCUGAAGUGCUGUCUGUGGUCAGGAGGACGCGGCGUGGGAUUGGCCCCUUCCUGUCAUGUGAUGUAUUCCGCAUUCGGGGGGCGACCUGCCCGCUAAUCACAUUGCUUUCAGUUUUGAUGCUGUAUUCGUGUGGACGCCCCGGAGACAAACAUGCCGCAUUAUAUAGCGCUACUACGCUUUCCUACUCCAAAGUGCCGCCGCACACACCCUCUGGCUGAGUGUUCCUCUUGUGGCCCCUGUAACAGGGGCCCACAGUCCUGGUCGGCAUUUGGUGGUGGGGAGGGGUGUGAACAAGAACCGGUGCACCACGAGCUGUAUUCUAGAGGUGGUGCAGAAGGGGUUAACCGCACGGCGCUGUGGGUUAACUCUGUAUCUGCUGGGCGCCCUCUCCCCUGCCACAGAUCGUGGGGACACCGGGCGCUUAUUUUUGGUUUGUUCGGAGGACUGAGAGAACGGACAUGUUGAUCAUGUGCAAUAUUUCUUACUGUAAUAAAAAAACAU
This is a messenger RNA of Bufo gargarizans (Asiatic toad), 8813 nucleotides long. It is a transcript of the gene CIC, whose product is annotated as capicua transcriptional repressor. The transcript is spliced from 21 exons. The record is from RefSeq and is a predicted model, not a curated record. Bases 140 to 6493 code for a protein of 2117 amino acids. Gene Ontology annotation, biological process: regulation of transcription by RNA polymerase II. Gene Ontology annotation, molecular function: DNA-binding transcription factor activity, RNA polymerase II-specific; RNA polymerase II transcription regulatory region sequence-specific DNA binding. Lineage: Eukaryota; Metazoa; Chordata; Amphibia; Anura; Bufonidae. Gene Ontology annotation, cellular component: nucleus.